Porites lobata is the source of this 2852-nucleotide messenger RNA. NCBI's taxonomy places the organism in Eukaryota, Metazoa, Cnidaria, Anthozoa, Scleractinia, Poritidae. The record is from the annotation of a GenBank genome assembly.
AUGAGAUGCGAGGAAUCUAAGAAAAACGAGGAGGAAGCGAUUGCUGAAAAGGCAGAUGCUGAACACGUGUCUAACAACCCAGUUGAAAGUUACGCCGACGUUACACCGAAGGAAAACGAAAAUGCGUCGUCUACUUACGAGCAUUCACCGAUGGUUGAUGAUAAUAUAUAGAUUUAGCCACGGCUAAAAGCGAAGCUCCCAUUGAUAAAUUUAUAACUUAAAUCAAACAAUAAUUUUGUAUUCCACAAAACAGUUAACUUAAGGGCACAUUCAUGUGACUUUUGAGGAAAAAGCUAAGUGAUUUUGGAGUGAAACAAAUCUUGUAUCGAGUUGAUAUAGCCUUAUAUGUACACCCAAAAAAUAGUCUUCGGUCACAUUUAAGAGCAAUAAUGGCUCUUGAUCACAGUAGAUAAGGCGUGGAAAACAAAUUCUUGGAAAACAAAUCAGGUCGAAUUUUUUGCGUUCGACAAGUUUACAAAUUCUUGCCAAUAAAUCUGGGUGCGUGCAAACCAAUCUUUUAUUUAUUUUUUUUUAUACACCACAUCUGAGGAGAAAGAGUACUAUGAGGCGCUGUUUUUAUCAUACAGACCUCGUACAAAAUGCAGUAUUUCACAAUUUUUCAAGACAAAUUGAAUUCAUUCAAUAUUCAGGACCAUCGAAGCAAGCGUGGACUUUUAAUUAGCGAAACCGUUCAAAAAAUUUCCAAAAUUAUCUAUACGGCCAGCCGGUUCUAACUUUUGACAAGCGCCAAAUUUGCGAAGAAAUUUUAAAAGAGUUACGCUUCAACGUGAUAAAGAAUUUAUUGAGUCUAUUUUUUAUUAAUGGUUUUAUAACGAUGUGUAAUCUUAAAAAGCGUUUGAUACGUUCGGCAUUUUGAGUACUCCUGCAAGCGAUGUUUUUGAACGGCGAAAACAAACGGCAAAGCGAUGAAAAUUACACUUUUGAGACUACCAACAAUCAAUAAAGAAAUAUAAUUCGGUAGAACAUUUACAGAGACAACAAUUUUCAUUCACGAAAACAAAUGAGUAUUUAAGUAUCUCUAAGAAUCCUCAAGUCUUUACUAGUAAGAUUAAAGAUUAAGUUUAUGUUUUAAGCCGCCGGUUUCCCGGUGUUUGCUGUUUUCAAAGAUGAACUCACGACAAGAAAAUCGCUCAAAGCUUUCUUUCUACAGCCAAAAUUAUAACUAAAUAUUCUUCGGAAAGUCUUUUCUUUCUAUUUACGGUGAAUUAAUAUCGACUAAAGGCUUUUUAAAGUUCUGUAAGCUUAAGCUUAAAUCAAACCUCAUACUAGGUCAGAUCAGUGUCUCAGUCAAAUCUUAAUACAAACGUGCAUACACUAGCUUCAUAAACUGCGCCGCUGGACUUCAUGAAACUAUAUUUAAAUACAAUAAUUACUCAGGCUUACCAUAAUUCGAGAUGCAGCUCCUGAAAGCUAUCAAGUAAGGCAAGGAUCGCUUGAGCCUUUAUAAUUCUCGUACGCAUUCAGCAAGGUGAAAAACAAAAACGAUGCCAUCCGAAAUCGGAUUAACGGCUUUGACAAGCGACGCAUUUCUCAACCAAAAACCCAAUAAACAAACCAGCCAUGAAUAAGAGAACACUCUUGAUAGCAGCUGUAUUUCAUUUUGUACAUCCAGUGGAAAAAGACAGUUAAAAACAUCACAAGUUGACUCAAACUCUGUCAGCUUCAGCUGUCAAAGUAAACAACUUUCAAGAUGCUGCAUAAAUUUUAUGCAUGAACUCACCUGUCAAAUUUUAACCAAUAAGAGCAUAAAAAUUGGACGUGGAGCGUGAUCAACACGUGACCAUGGUAAGAAAAGGUCUUCCCCGCCUGUAUUUUAAAAAAACUGGCUGAAUUUUUGCGUCUGAGGUCAGUUUGAAAUCAAAAUCUUAAUAGUGCGGGACGAUACUGACAUAAACACAACAUAUUUGAUAUGAAUUUAAAAAAAAGUAAACGUGAGCCUGCGAUCACUUGAAAACGAGUAAAUUGUCAGCGGAUAACUUCAAAAACACUCGACCUUGAUGGGUCGACACCUGAGCCCGCGAUACGGUCAGGUGAUACUGGUCAGCGGAUACCCUGUUUUGACAGCUGUCAAUUGAUGACAACAUUGAUGUGCAGUCAGCUUUCUCCUGGGCUCCUAACGUAACUAAGAAAGUGUGAGAGUAAACAUUGGUAUGCCUGUGGUGCGGACGGACGGUCGGUCGGUCGGUCACGUGAUUACCAAAUUUUCUGGGAUGGGUAGAUUUAUUUACCCAUGGUGCUCCGCAGGCGCGCUUCGCGCGCGGAGCUCCGCUAAUACUGAGGAUGGUGACCAUAGUAACGUAGAAGGAUUACCAGAUACGGAUACUCAGAAUGUUACGAAACGAUUCAAACAAGAAAAUGAUGAUAACAGUGUCAAAAGUGACGGUAACCAAAAAUUUAGUGAGAUUUCAGUGAGUUUUGACGAAGAGCAAAGCAAAUUUUCUAACACAGUUGAGGAGGUACCAAAAAAACAAGAAGGAGGAGAAAUUUUAGAGAAACAUGAAGGAGAGGAGGAAGUCGAAGAUUAUAAUCGAGAAAAACAGAGAUUAGGAGAUAAGGAAGACGAACAUGUACUAACGCCAGACCAAGACUCACAACAAAAUGAUGAAAAACAACAGCAGCCAGAAGAAAGAGAUAAUCAAAUUCUUGUAUGUGAAGAGCAAGUAGACAAGGACAAAGAAAGAAAGCACAUGGAAGAAACUAUUAUUGAGACAACUAUAGAAAAAUCAUCACCUUGUGGACAGCAUAACGUAACGGCUCGGGAUGAGUAUACUCAGGGCAUAAGUUCAAGAAAUAAUAAUAACAAACGAAACAGUGAAGCACUAGGAUUAUGA